Lynx canadensis (Canada lynx) is the source of this 2338-nucleotide messenger RNA. It is a transcript of the gene TBK1, whose product is annotated as TANK binding kinase 1. Gene Ontology annotation, molecular function: protein serine/threonine kinase activity; ATP binding. Gene Ontology annotation, cellular component: cytoplasm. Gene Ontology annotation, biological process: peptidyl-serine phosphorylation. The record is from RefSeq and is a predicted model, not a curated record. NCBI's taxonomy places the organism in Eukaryota, Metazoa, Chordata, Mammalia, Carnivora, Felidae.
CGCGGCCAGGGCUCGCGAAGCCGGAAGUGUCCCGAGGCGCAAGGAGGCCGCGGGAGCCCGCUGGCGGUGGCGCGACGGAGACCGGGCGCGUUUAAUAAGAAGAUCUCCUGACCAAGCCGAGAUGCAGAGCACCUCUAAUCAUCUGUGGCUUUUGUCUGAUAUUUUAGGCCAAGGAGCUACUGCAAAUGUCUUUCGUGGAAGGCAUAAGAAAACUGGUGACUUGUUUGCUAUCAAAGUAUUUAAUAACAUAAGCUUCCUUCGUCCAGUGGAUGUUCAAAUGAGAGAAUUUGAAGUGUUAAAAAAACUCAAUCACAAAAAUAUUGUCAAAUUAUUUGCUAUUGAAGAGGAGACAACAACAAGACAUAAAGUACUUAUUAUGGAAUUUUGUCCAUGCGGAAGUUUAUACACUGUUUUAGAAGAGCCAUCUAAUGCCUAUGGACUACCAGAGUCUGAAUUUUUAAUUGUUUUGCGAGACGUGGUGGGUGGAAUGAACCAUCUACGAGAGAAUGGCAUAGUGCACCGUGAUAUCAAGCCAGGAAACAUCAUGCGUGUUAUAGGGGAAGAUGGACAGUCUGUGUACAAACUCACAGAUUUUGGUGCAGCUAGAGAAUUAGAAGAUGAUGAACAGUUUGUUUCUUUGUAUGGCACAGAAGAAUAUUUGCAUCCUGAUAUGUAUGAGAGAGCAGUGCUAAGAAAAGAUCAUCAGAAGAAAUAUGGAGCAACAGUUGAUCUUUGGAGCAUUGGGGUAACGUUUUACCAUGCAGCUACUGGAUCACUGCCGUUCAGACCAUUUGAAGGGCCACGUAGGAAUAAGGAAGUGAUGUAUAAAAUAAUUACUGGAAAGCCUUCUGGUGCAAUAUCUGGAGUACAGAAAGCAGAAAAUGGACCCAUCGACUGGAGUGGAGACAUGCCUAUUUCUUGCAGUCUUUCUCGGGGUCUUCAAGUUCUACUUACCCCUGUUCUUGCAAACAUCCUUGAGGCAGAUCAGGAAAAGUGUUGGGGUUUUGACCAGUUUUUUGCAGAAACUAGUGAUAUACUUCAUCGGAUGAUAAUUCAUGUUUUUUCACUGCAACAAAUGACAGCCCAUAAGAUUUAUAUUCAUAGCUACAAUACGUAAUGCUACUGUAUUCAUGAACUGGUAUAUAAACAAACCAAAAUUAUUUCUUCAAAUCAAGAACUUAUAUAUGAAGGACGACGUUUAGUUAUAGAACCUGGAAGACUGGCACAGCAUUUUCCUAAAACUACUGAGGAAAAUCCCAUCUUUGUAGUGAGUCGGGAACCUCUGAGUACCAUAGGAUUGAUAUAUGAGAAAAUUUCCCUUCCUAAAGUACAUCCACGUUACGAUUUAGAUGGGGAUGCUAGCAUGGCUAAGGCAAUAACAGGAGUUGUAUGUUAUGCUUGUAAAAUUGCCAGUACCUUGCUGCUUUAUCAGGAAUUAAUGCGAAAGGGGAUACGAUGGUUGAUAGAAUUAGUUAAAGAUGAUUAUAAUGAAACUGUUCACAAAAAGACAGAAGUUGUGAUCACACUGGAUUUCUGCAUCAGAAACAUUGAAAAAACUGUGAAAGUAUACGAAAAGUUGAUGAAGAUCAACCUAGAAGCAGCAGAGUUAGGUGAAAUUUCAGACAUACACACCAAAUUGUUGAGACUUUCCAGUUCUCAGGGAACGAUAGAAACCAGUCUUCAGGAUAUCGAAAGCAGAUUAUCUCCAGGUGGAUUGUUGGCAGACAUGUGGGCCCAUCAAGAAGGCACUCAUCCAAAAGAUAGACAUGUAGAAAAGCUACAAGUCCUGCUAAAUUGCAUCACAGAUUACUAUCAGUUCAAAAAAGACAAAGCAGAACGUAGACUAGCUUAUAAUGAAGAACAGAUCCACAAAUUUGAUAAGCAAAAACUGUAUUACCAUGCAACAAAAGCUAUGACCCAUUUUACAGACGAAUGUGUUAAAAAAUAUGAGGCAUUUUUGGAUAAGUCAGAAGAAUGGAUGAGAAAGAUGCUUCAUCUUAGGAAACAGUUAUUAUCACUAACUAAUCAGUGUUUUGAUAUUGAAGAAGAAGUGUCGAAGUAUCAAGAUUAUACAAAUGAGCUGGUUAAAACUUUGCCUCAAAAAAUGUUUGCAGCCUCCAGUGGAAUCAAACAUACCAUGACCCCUAUUUAUCCAUGUUCUAAUACAUUAGUGGAAAUGACUCUUGGUAUGAAGAAAUUAAAGGAAGAGAUGGAAGGAGUGGUUAAAGAACUUGCUGAAAAUAAUCAUAUUUUAGAAAGAAUCAUAAGUUUAAAUUUUGGAAUCAGAAUGGCUUAUAAGAGGCACCUGCCUGGCUGGCUUAGAGCAUGUGACUCUUGA